Molecule: messenger RNA, 627 nt
Organism: Zychaea mexicana
Lineage: Eukaryota; Fungi; Mucoromycota; Mucoromycetes; Mucorales; Lichtheimiaceae
Product: GRAM domain-containing protein
Exons: 2
Coding region: 1-627 (208 amino acids)
Biological process (GO): intracellular sterol transport
Cellular component (GO): endoplasmic reticulum membrane; plasma membrane; endoplasmic reticulum-plasma membrane contact site
Molecular function (GO): sterol binding; sterol transfer activity
Source: RefSeq, a predicted model, not a curated record
AUGACAAUUCGACGACGUCGUCGUUACUUUCAUUCACUAUUCCGAUCGGUUCCUGUCGACGAAGAAGUACUCGAAAUAUACCGCUGUGCGCUCCACAAGGACAUUCUUAUCCAGGGCCAUCUCUAUGUUUCGGAACACCAUGCCUGCUUCAAGGCAAACAUCUUUGGAUGGGUCACUACGAUUAUUCUACCCUUUGCAGAUAUAGCAGCUAUUGAGAAACGAAAGACCGCGAAAUGGAUUCCAAAUGCCAUUGAAAUCCGUCAGCGAAGCAAUCAAAAACAACACGUGUUUGCAUCGUUUAUGUCUCGCGACCAAGCCUAUCAAUUAAUGACGGAAUUGUGGUGGAAGCACAACGACGAUAGCCGACAAAGGCAGCAGAAGCAACAGCACGAUGUCCAUGGCUGUAAUAAAGAACUGUCAAGACAGGAACGACUCCACUUGCCAGCAUCCAACGACAAAACAGUACAGCAGCGGCAGCAGACUGCCGGAGAAAGAAGGAAUAUGCAGCAGCAACAGCAAGACUGCUAUGGAUGGAUACUGCUGAUCCUGGUAAUUGUGUUGCUUUUAAGCAACCUAUCCAUCGCCUACCAGGUCAACAACAUAUGUUAUCACCUGAUGCAAUUCUAG